AUGCACAUCCUCGUGACCAACGACGACGGCCCCCCCUCGCCCCAUUCGUCCCCCUACGUCGCGUCCCUCGUCGCCGAGCUCAAGAAGGCGGGCCACACCGUCUCGGUCUGCCUCCCUCACACGCAGCGGUCCUGGAUCGGCAAGGCCCACAUCAUCGGCCAGUCCGUCAAGCCCGUCUACUACACGCCGUCGCCGAACCUGUACGGCGAUGACGCCGAGGGCACCAUCCACACGCGGCCCACGACGUCGGACCCCGCGACGCCCGGCACCUUUGACGCCGACAAGGAAUGGGUGCUCGUCGACGGCACGCCGGCCUCGUGCGUCCAGAUCGGGCUGCACCACUUCUUCGCCGAGCGCGGCCCCGUCGACCUCGUCGUCAGCGGGCCCAACUACGGCCGCAACACGACGGCCGUCUUUGCCCUGUCGAGCGGCACCCUCGGCGGCGCCAUGGAGGGCGCCAUCUGCGGCAGGAAGGCCAUCGCCCUGAGCUACGCCUUCUUCUCGCGCAACCACGACCCCGUCAUCAUCGGCGGCGCCGCGCGCCACGGCGUCCGCGUCAUUGAGAGGCUGUACGCCGACUGGCCCGCCGACGCCAGCGUCGACCUCUACAGCGUCAACGUGCCGCUCGUCGAGGGCGUCGAGACCCACAAGACGCUGUGGACCGCCGUGCUGCAGAACUACUGGCACGACGCCGGCUGCUUCCAGGAGCUCGACGGCGAUGCCGCCGACGAGGUGGUCGAGGAGGAGAGGAUACGCGAGGGCCAGGGCGGCGAGGUCCAGGGCGGCGAGAGGAAGGCCGACGAGCUGCUGCACAAGCACAGGCAGAGGCAGAGGCACUUCAAGUGGGCGCCGUCUUUUGGCGGCGUCUACAAGAGCGUCGAGGAUGCGCCGCCCGGCAACGAUGGCUGGGCUGUCGAGAAGGGAUACACAAGCGUCACGGCCUUGAAGGCAAACUUCUGGCACGCCGCGGAGCAUCUGCAUGAGAAAGAGCUGGUUCUUUCGCCGCCCCUGGAGGAGAAGGCUAAGACGCGCAGCCAGCAACUACCCCUGCGGCCCGCCGUGGCCCAGAAGCCGGAACAGGCAGAGGCGGCCAAGUGCUACGCCGUUGUCGAUUACGGCGACGAAUACGUCCAGCCCCUGAUCCUGGACGCCAUGAACUCCCUCCUGCCCGAGGGAUCCUGGGAGUUGCUGCCCCACACGCCAUCAUCGUCAGCUGAUCAAGUCCUGUCGCUGGCGAACAUUGUCCCCUCGCCGACGGCCAAACUCGUGCAGAUUGCACCCUACGAGACGCUUGACUUUGAGUACGCCGCCGACCACUCGUCCACCGUGCUCAUCAACAGCUACAUGAUCCGCAAGGCUCUCAUCCGGAAGCACUACCUGUCCGCGACGGUGGAGACGUGGUCCGCCAAGCACCCGUCCUCGUCGCUGGCCACGGGCGUCAAGCGCAGCGAGCACUUUGAGCUCGACUACGCCGAGUUUCUCGACGACGCCCUCGUCGAGGCCUUUGACCUGCGCGAGAGCCUCGAGCGGAACGAAGAAAAGGAAGACCCGGCGCAGCGGGACUGGUGGAUCCUCAAGCCCGGCAUGAGCGAUCGCGGCCAGGGCAUUCGGCUCUUCAGCACGCAGGACGAGCUGCAAGCCAUCUUUGACGGAUGGGAGGCCGACAGGCCCGACAGCGAUGCCGGCCAAGACGAAGACGAAGACGAAGAAGCAGCCGGCGGCGGCGGCGACCGCGACGGCAGCGGCGACUACAUCACGACAUCGCACCUGCGCCACUUUGUCGCCCAGCCGUACAUCCACCCGCCGCUGCUCCUCGACACGGACAGCCGCAAGUUCCACAUCCGCACCUACGUCCUGACCGUCGGCUGCCUGUCCGUAUACGUCUACAGCGACAUGCUCGCGCUCUUCGCGGGCGCGCCUGUACGGGCUCGACUUCCUCGUCCGAUGCCGCGGGCGAGGCCUGGCUGCUUGAGGUCAACGCCUUUCCCGGACUUUAAGCAGAGCGGCGACGGCCGGACGGGGCAGGUCGUGGCUGGCUUCUGGCGGGGCGUCGUGCGGACGGCUGUGGCGGGGUUCUUCGGCGUCGAGACUCCCGCCGCCGGAGAGGGGGAGGGCACGAUGGAACUUGUGAGGGAGGUUGAUCUGGGUCGGAGGUGA
Messenger RNA from Verticillium dahliae VdLs.17, 2157 nucleotides. RefSeq names its product TTL domain-containing protein. The record is from RefSeq and is a predicted model, not a curated record. Gene Ontology annotation, biological process: protein modification process. The transcript has 4 exons. Bases 1 to 2157 code for a protein of 718 amino acids. Gene Ontology annotation, molecular function: hydrolase activity. Gene Ontology annotation, cellular component: P-body. NCBI's taxonomy places the organism in Eukaryota, Fungi, Ascomycota, Sordariomycetes, Glomerellales, Plectosphaerellaceae.